AUGUUGCCUGCGCGAGCGAUUACUACUUCCCAAUUCCUUGAAAGCUUUCAGCGAGCAUGGCUCGAAUCGCGAACUCCACGGGCAGAGCGGAGACUCGAGACCCGUCUACCUCGUCGGAUAGGUCUGGCAGUUAGCGGCGGAGCCGACUCCAUGGCUCUAGCAUAUCUUUGUCGGCAAUGGGAGAAGACCCAUCGCAGCGACGAUGUAGCCGUCACGGCGUUCGUGGUUGACCAUAAAGCGCGAGCAGAAAGCACGCGGGAAGCUGCUACGGUGACUGGCUGGCUUACUGAACUGGGCAUCAGAACUCAAGUUCUAGAACUCUCAUGGUCUCAGGGCACGUUGUCUCAACCCCCCUCCCAGGUAUCUGCGUUUGAGACGCAUGCUCGACGAUUGCGGUUCCAGGCACUCGGAACGGCAUGUAGAGACUAUGGGAUUGAGACUUUGCUGAUGGGUCAUCAUCAAGAUGAUGAUGUCGAGACUGCGCUCUGGAGACUCUGUUCCGGGGCUAGAGGGACAGGGCUUGCUGGCAUCCCGUCGGUGAACCCUAUCCCUGAAUGUCACGGUCUUUUCGGAGUAGCUGAAAGUGGAUCGUCGGUUACUCUACGAGGUCUACCCUCUUUAUCUCAACCAGGGACGAACAAACAGUCCGAAUCAACAGACGACAAGAGCCUUGCAUCUCGACGCGUCCCCAUGUCCACAGGCGGGAUCUUCAUCUGCCGUCCAUUACUUUCUUUUCCCAAGGCCAGUCUCCUGGCAACUUGCCAUGACAACCACGUCCCAUAUGUCUCCGAUCCGACCAACUUCGACCCGACUCUCACCCCCCGGAAUGCCAUUCGGAGUCUUCUUUCUUCGGAUAGACUCCCGCGCGCCCUUCAGACCCCGUCGAUUCUAACUCUCGUGCGGAAGAGCCAAGGUCUCGUACGAGAUACGACAGAUCUCUCGAACCAGUUUCUCCAGAAGUUCCAGAUACUAGGUAUGAACCUCGCGACUGGCACGAUGACGGUUCAAUUCCCCUCGUCUUUAGAAACUCUCUAUCGCAAGAUAGACCCCAGCAAAAUCCCUCAACUCCAAGCCACGACCCUUCGACGCAUCACGGAUCUCCUCGCUCCAUUUCCUGGGAAUCACUUCCCUCUGCGCAGCUACGAGGACUUUACGGACCUUGUCUUCCCUACCUAUGCUGUCUCCAGUACUAAAAGACAAACAUUCACUCUUGGAGGAGUGAUGUUCAAACCUGUCGAUCGCCCUAAGCAUGUACCACUUGACGACAAAUCCUCAUCAACAGCUACUACUAACCAUACCGAUACCUACACCCACAAGCCUAAUCCUAAUUCCACGACCGAAAACAACAACAUCUGGUUUCUUUCCCGCCAACCAUUCAUGAAAAACCGUCUCCCUACAUACCAUCUCCAUCUUCCGCUUCCAGUCCCAUCUCAAUCUCAACUCUCGUCCGCUAGCUGCGGUCAAAAUCCCUUAAACACUAACAAGGACCCCCCUCAACAACCUACCCUAGAAGAAAAAGAAGAAGAAACAGAAGAAGAAACAGAAGAAACAAGCUACACAAACCCAACACCCUGGAUCCUCUGGGACAACCGCUACUGGAUCCGCGUGUCAGCCGUACUAGCCGAGAACUCGACCAUCAACAACACCCCUAGGACAAGAACCCAGCCUAUACCGUCAUCUUACUACCCAAAGAAAGAGAACGUCACCCUUUCCCUUAUGAUUCGACCACUUUUGAAAUCCGAUAUCGAGUUUAUUCGUCAAAUUUCUUCUUCUUCUACCAAGGUCUCCACGUCCGAAAAGCCUAGUGUGAGGGAUAUCAAACUGGAUCAGUUCCUUAAACGACUCGCGAAGGAAGCACCAGGGCAGAGUAGGUUUAUACUGCCGGUGGUGGUGAUCUCGAAGGAGUGUUUUGAUGGGUUGGAGAGGGAUUUACCGGUGGCGUUGCCGACGAUGGAUCAGUGGAUUUAUGGGGUAGAGGAGGUAAUGAGAACUCGAUGUGCCAUGGAGGGAGUUCAGGUACAGUGGGAGUGGAUGUAUAAGAAGGUGGAUACUAAGCCUCUGGAAUUGAUGGGUGGAUUGUUGGAAUUGGAGAAGACUCCGACUCCCUAA
Aspergillus affinis is the source of this 2109-nucleotide messenger RNA. Its product is annotated as tRNA lysidine(34) synthetase. Gene Ontology annotation, molecular function: ligase activity, forming carbon-nitrogen bonds; ATP binding. The transcript has 2 exons. NCBI's taxonomy places the organism in Eukaryota, Fungi, Ascomycota, Eurotiomycetes, Eurotiales, Aspergillaceae. Gene Ontology annotation, biological process: tRNA processing. The record is from RefSeq and is a predicted model, not a curated record. The coding region runs from base 1 to 2109 and encodes 702 amino acids.